This is a messenger RNA of Puntigrus tetrazona (Sumatra barb), 943 nucleotides long. RefSeq names its product GTP cyclohydrolase 1 (gene gch1). Gene Ontology annotation, molecular function: zinc ion binding; GTP cyclohydrolase I activity; GTP binding. Gene Ontology annotation, cellular component: cytoplasm. The record is from RefSeq and is a predicted model, not a curated record. The coding region runs from base 142 to 897 and encodes 251 amino acids. NCBI's taxonomy places the organism in Eukaryota, Metazoa, Chordata, Actinopteri, Cypriniformes, Cyprinidae. Gene Ontology annotation, biological process: tetrahydrofolate biosynthetic process; tetrahydrobiopterin biosynthetic process. The transcript has 6 exons.
GAGCGCUGAGUUUGACAAGAGUAUAAUAACCGUUGAACUUCACUCAAGUUUGUCCGCUACACCUUAAACAGUGUUAAAAGAAAACACACGUUAGCACUUAAACCGACUUUGAGGAACCCGCGCUGUCACUUUAAGGCAACCAUGGAGCGCUCCAAACAGAAACAAGUGAAUCAAAAUGAAAACGAAGCAGACUCCGCGAUCAAUGGACACUUUGACGGACGGGUGAAGAUGCCCGGAUGGAGCGCCGGCGGUGCCGCCGGGACCCCGGGCGCCGUGCCGUCCUCCAGCGUGAUGGAGAGCUGGCGGGAAGAACGCACUCGCAGUCUGGAAGACAAUGAGAUGAGCCUGCCGAGCAUCGCCGCGGCUUACACCACUAUUCUCAGGGGGCUCGGCGAAGAUCCUCAGCGGCAGGGGCUCCUGAAAACUCCGUGGAGAGCCGCCACCGCCAUGCAGUUCUUCACCAAAGGUUAUCAGGAGAAAAUUAUCGAUGUCCUGAAUGACGCAAUCUUCGAUGAAGACCAUGAUGAGAUGGUGAUCGUGAAGGAUAUUGACAUGUUUUCCAUGUGUGAACACCAUUUAGUUCCCAUUUUUGGGCGGGUGCAUAUAGGUUACCUUCCAAACAAGAGGGUGCUUGGACUGAGUAAAUUAGCAAGGAUCGUUGAGAUAUACAGCAGGAGAUUGCAAGUUCAAGAGCGUCUAACCAAACAGAUUGCUGUCGCCAUCACUGAAGCUCUACAGCCUGCUGGUGUUGGGGUGGUCGUUGAAGCAACUCACAUGUGCAUGGUUAUGCGAGGCGUCCAGAAGAUGAACAGCAAGACUGUGACCAGCACCAUGCUGGGUGUGUUCCGCGAGGACCCCAAGACACGAGACGAGUUCCUGACCCUGAUCCGGAGCUGAGAGGGUCCGUCCACUCUCCACUGCCAAAACACUCUGACCAGCCCUC